Messenger RNA from Closterium sp. NIES-65, 2664 nucleotides. The record is from the annotation of a GenBank genome assembly. Lineage: Eukaryota; Viridiplantae; Streptophyta; Zygnematophyceae; Desmidiales; Closteriaceae.
AUGGCUAAUAAAUCUGUCCUCCGGUUUCCGCAAGACGCGGCGCCUCUGGCGGCGAUCGGAGCGGCGGCUAUUGCUAAGAUCGAGAUCGAUGCCGCCGUCGACGCGAGCCUGUCUGGAAGCACCCCGCCCGUGCUGUACCUCCCCUCGGGCGAAGAGCUACGGGGGGCCGGCACCAUCCUCCGCUAUUUCGGCCGCGUCGCGCAGCGGGAGGGCUUCUACGGCGGCUCAGAUCCAAUCGCCGCGUGCCAGGUGGACGAGGUGGUCGAUUAUGCACCAACUCUGGGCAUCGGCUCCGAGUUUGAGCGUGUGUGCGCGUACCUCAACAGCUACCUCGCCGCGCGCACCUUCUUUGUCUCCUAUGACCUCUCCAUCGCUGAUGUCGCCAUCUAUGCUGGCCUCUUUGCCACAGGGCAGCGGUGGGACAGCAUACGCCGGUCGCCCACAGCCAAGUACCCGAACCUCAUCCGCUGGUUCAACACCGUCUCCGCCGAAGCUCCCGACCUCGCCCCGAGCCUGCUGCCCUUCAGCAGGAAGGCCGCCCAAGCCUUAGCCUCGGCAGCCAAGAAGGGGCCAGGCACGGGCGAGGAAGCAGGCAAGGGCGGCGGCAAGGGGAAGGAGGAGAAGGGAGAUGGCGGUGGGGGGGCGGCAGGGGGGGCAGGCGGAAGCACAGGGGGAGGGGGAGGGGGGGGAGACCAGCCAGCGGAGCUGGAGCUUCCAGGGGCGGUUUACGGGCAGGUGGUAACCCGGUUUCCGCCUGAGCCCAGCGGGUUUAUGCACAUCGGGCACGCGAAGGCGGCGCUGAUGAACCAGUUCUUUGCGGAGAAGUACGGCGGGAAGAUGCUGGUGCGGUUUGACGACACGAACCCGAGCAAGGAGAAGGACGAAUUCGUGGAGAGCAUUCUGGCGGACAUGGCCAGGUUGGGCCUCACGUGGGACACGAUCACCCACACGUCUGAUUACUUCGAUGGGCUCAUUGCCAUGUGUGAGAAGCUGAUUCGCGAGGGCAAGGCGUACGUGGACAGCACGCCCAAGGAGCAGAUGAGGGAGGAGCGCAUGGUGGGCACCGAGUCGGCGUGCCGGGGGCACAGCAUAGAGCGCAACCUGGAGCUGUGGGCGGAGAUGCUGAAAGGCAGCGAUGUGGGCAAGGAGUGCUGCGUCCGUGCCAAGUGGGACAUGCAGGCAGCGAACAAGACCCUGCGCGACCCUGUGUACUUCAGAGUGGAUGCAUCCGGCCUGCCCCAUCUGCGCACGGGCACCAAGUACAAGGCGUACCCCACGUACGACUUUGCGUGCCCAUACGUGGACAGCAUAGAGGGCGUCACCCACGCGCUGCGCUCCUCCGAGUACCACGACCGCAACGAGCAGUACUACCGCGUGCUGGAGGUGUGUGGAGGGGUGGGGAGGGAUGGGGAGGGAUGGGAGAGGAGUGUGGCGGUAGUGAGGUACGACUGCAACGAGCAGUACGACCGCGUGCAGGAGGACAUGGGGCUGCGGCGAGUGGAGGACAUGGGGUUGCGGCGAGUGGAGGUGUGGGACUUCUCGCGUCUCAACUUCGUGUACACGCUGCUGUCCAAGCGCAAGCUCGCGUGGUUCGUGGACAACGGCCGUGUCACCGGAGUGGGCUUCAAGGGUAAGGUGGACGGGGGGUGGGACGACCCGCGCUUCCCCACCGUGCAGGGCAUGCUCACACGCGGGCUCACCGUGCCUGUAUUGAAACAGUUCAUUCUCGCUCAGGUUGCAUCCAAGAACCUGACCCUGACGGAGAUGGACAAGUUGUGGACGAUCAACAAGGAGUGGCACAUCCAACCUGAACCUGAUGGAGAUGGACAAGCUGUGGACGAUGUGCGAUGGCGUGAUGGAUCCUUGUCACUUUCUCACUUCGUUCCUCGCUGCCUCUCACCCUUCCAGGGAGCGUCCAAGAACCUGAACCUAAUGGAGAUGGACAAGCUAUGGACGAUCAACAAGAAACUGAUCGACCCUGUGUGUCCGCGCCACACCGCCAUCCUCCUCGCCGCCCGCGUGCCGCUCACCCUCACCAACGGGCCCGAAGCCCCCUUUGUGCGCGUGCUGCCGCGGCACAAGAAGCACCCCCCUGCGGGCAUGAAGGCGACGGUGUUCUCCCGGCGCGUGUGGCUGGAGGGGGCAGACGCACGCGUGAUCAAAGAGGGUGAGGAGGUGACUCUCAUGGACUGGGGGAAUGCCAUUGUGCAGCGCAAGACCAUGCGGGAGGGGGGGGAGGGGGAAGGGGGAGCGAAGGAGGGGGGAGGGGAGGGCGAGGGGGAGGUGGAGGCGAUGGAGGGGGUGCUGCAUCUGGAGGGGUCGGUGAAGACGACAAAGCUGAAGCUGACGUGGCUGGCAGACAGCGAUGAGCUCGUGCCUCUCACCCUCGUGGAGCUGGACUACCUCAUCACCAAGAAGAAGUUGGAUGAGGGCGAUGACUUCCUGGCGGCACUCAACCCGCGCACGCGGUGGGAGGAGGCGGCGGUGGGAGACGCCAACAUGCGCAACCUGCAGCGGGGGGACAUCAUACAGCUGGAGCGCAAGGGCUACUACAUCUGUGACCAGCCGCUCGUGAGGCCGCACAAGCCCAUGGUUCUCAUCGCCAUUCCCGAUGGCAGGCAGAGACCCCCUCCUGGUGCAGCUGCUGCUGCUGCUGCCAAGUAG